Cyprinodon variegatus (sheepshead minnow) is the source of this 1209-nucleotide messenger RNA. It is a transcript of the gene hmgcll1, whose product is annotated as 3-hydroxymethyl-3-methylglutaryl-CoA lyase-like 1. The transcript has 9 exons. Gene Ontology annotation, biological process: ketone body biosynthetic process; L-leucine catabolic process. Lineage: Eukaryota; Metazoa; Chordata; Actinopteri; Cyprinodontiformes; Cyprinodontidae. The record is from RefSeq and is a predicted model, not a curated record. Gene Ontology annotation, molecular function: hydroxymethylglutaryl-CoA lyase activity. Bases 30 to 1040 code for a protein of 336 amino acids.
UCCUGAAGAGGUGAGCUGCAGUCAUUCUAAUGGGUAACGUACCUACUACAGUAAAGCACUGCUUGAGCUAUAAGCAAAUCAUCGAGGACUACCCUUGGUUGAAAAGCUGGCUAGAGGAAGAGAAGAUCAUUACCGAACAUGAGUAUCCAGACUUUGUGAAAAUUGUUGAAGUUGGUCCAAGGGAUGGACUUCAAAAUGAAAAGGAAAAUGUACCAACAAGGGUAAAAAUCCAGCUGAUCGACAUGCUUUCAACAACAGGCCUUUCUGUGAUUGAGGCCACAAGCUUUGUCUCUUCAAAGUGGGUACCGCAGAUGGCAGACCACACAGAUGUCCUCAGAGGAAUCCAGAGAGCACCUCAUGUUAGAUACCCUGUUUUGACUCCAAACAUGCAAGGUUUUCAGGAUGCUGUUUCAGCUGGUGCCACUGAAGUAGCUGUGUUCGGCUCUGCAUCUGAAACCUUCAGCAGAAAAAAUAUCAACUGUUCCAUUGCUGAAAGCAUGUUGCGGUUUGAGGAGGUCAUUAGUGCUGCCAAAGAUCGACAAAUCCCUGUUCGUGGAUACGUUUCUUGUGCCCUCGGGUGCCCCCAUGAGGGAAACAUUGAUCCCUCAAAGGUUGCUGAGGUAGCAAAAGGGUUAUAUGAAAUGGGUUGUUAUGAGAUUUCCUUGGGAGAUACUAUUGGCGUUGGUACACCUGGCUCCAUGUUCAAGAUGCUGCAGAAGGUGAUGAAAGAUGUGCCAAUUAAAUCUCUUGCAGUUCACUGCCAUGACACCUAUGGUCAAGCACUUCCCAACAUUCUUACUGCUCUUCAGAUGGGAGUCUCAGUGGUGGAUUCAGCAGUGGCAGGCCUUGGUGGAUGCCCUUAUGCACAGGGUUCAUCUGGCAAUGUUUCAACAGAGGAUGUUCUUUACAUGCUCCAUGGCAUGGGCAUUGAAACUGGAGUGAACCUUGACAGAGUCAUAGAAGCUGGUGACUUUAUAUGCAACGCUUUAGAUCGCAGAACAAACUCCAAGGUGGCUCAGGCAAGAGGCAGGACACUUUGAGGAUGCCAUACCAGCUAAUGAGUUAAAACUGUUACUUUCUAAAGUUCUUUUUCUGAAAUCCAUGUAUUUGGAAUGGAGGUUUUCUUGCUUUUUAAUCUAAAAAGAUCACCAAGCACCCACUGUAAGUUUACUUUUUGAAUUGAAUCUGAAUUUCUGAAUUUAAUUGAAU